This is a messenger RNA of Dicrocoelium dendriticum, 822 nucleotides long. The record is from the annotation of a GenBank genome assembly. NCBI's taxonomy places the organism in Eukaryota, Metazoa, Platyhelminthes, Trematoda, Plagiorchiida, Dicrocoeliidae.
AUGCUUGCCGAUCCCGUUCUCCGUUGUGCAGAUAUCCAAGCUUGCUGUUCGUGUCUUGGAUUCCGAGAGGGCGAUGUAUACAAAGUUGAUACGGAUGCAGAAGCAUCAAUCCGUGCACUGUUACGUUAUCUGAGGAACGAGAGCAGCAACUGCGACGUUCGUCGUGAACUUGGAAGGCUUAGAAUUCUCUCGAGUGAUCUUAUUCCUCUACUGCGCUCAUGUGUUGGCAACAAGACCUUGACGGAACUGACAAUACGUUUACUUGUGAACUUGACCCAACCUGCUAUCAUAUGCUUCAGACAAGAAGUCCCUAAAGACAGAGAUCUUUAUGGUGCUUAUGCUCAAGUGGAUGAUUUACUCCGGUCUUACAAAAAGGAUUUUGCCAAUUCGGAACUGUUUUCCGUCCUACGCAACUUAGUCGGUGAGCUACUAGAUCGGAAAUGGGAAGAGCGAAGCGAAGAUGAUCGUUUGCUGAUCGAGAGGGUGUUGAUUCUUAUACGAAACGUGUUACACAUUACUCCAGACUACUCGGAGGAGGGAACAACCGAUGAUAGCGUUUCCGUUCACGAUCAACUGCUCUGGAACAUUCAUGUUUCUGGUUGGGAUGAGCUACUGCUUUUCUUGGGCAAUGCUGAAGACGAACAAAUGUUUGCUUUCCACACUUUGGAAAUCAUCUCCUUGAUGUUUCGUGAGCAGACCCCCGAACUUUUGGCGUCUGCUGGAUCGUCGGAAGCGACAAAAAUGAGCGAGGCAAUUCGACGCCGCUGGGCCACGGAAAACGCUUUGAAACGUCAAGUUUUGUGUGACAUUUACUCACGGUAA